Molecule: messenger RNA, 7202 nt
Organism: Anolis carolinensis (green anole)
Lineage: Eukaryota; Metazoa; Chordata; Lepidosauria; Squamata; Anolidae
Product: zinc finger protein 729
Biological process (GO): regulation of DNA-templated transcription
Cellular component (GO): nucleus
Source: RefSeq, a predicted model, not a curated record
CUAGGAACCAAACUCCCUCCCCUUAACCCUUCCUUGCCCGGCUGGGAGAGGGAGUGUGUCCAUUUGGCCUCUUCUUCUUCCUCCUUCUCCUUCUGAAAGAAAAAGUGAUUUUUGGCUGAGAAUUUUGGAGUAGACCCUGUUCAGGGAUUUCUUUCCCUUGAAUGAAGAGGGAGAAUAAGCAUCUUGGAUACGGUUUAGUUUUCCAUCAAACAGUGGUUCCAACAUGGAGAGACCCAACUCACCUGGACCUGAAGCAGGCCGGCCCCCUGGGACCAGUGGGGAAUUAAGGGAAAGAACCACACAGAAGUUCCUAAAUGCGCACAUGCAGCACCAGCAGUUCAGGCAGCUCUCCUACCUAGAGGGCAAUGGACCCAGAGAGGUUUGCAGCCGCCUCCACGAUCUCUGCCGCCAGUGGCUGAAGCCAGAACAACACAGCAAGGCUGAGAUGCUGGACCUGGUGAUCCUGGAGCAGUUCCUGAGCCUCCUGCCCCCAGAGAUGGGGAGCUGGGUCCGAGAGUGUGGGGCAGAGACCUGUUCCCAGGCGGUGGCCCUGGCGGAAGGCUUCCUCCUGAGUCGGGCAGAGGACAAGAGGCAGGAAGGACAGGGCCGAAAUAACUGCAUUGAAGUCCACCCUGAUGUCUCUGAAUCAGAGAAACCUCCAUCAGACACAAUCCAGAGUCUCCAGCAGAAGGAACUCAAGCAGGAAGGAGAUGGGACUGUAGCCUUGGAGGGGGCUGGAUUGAUGAUGUUGACGAAUCCACAGUCAUUUCUUCCCCUUUGUGGUGGAGUGGAACUGAAUCAGGUCCCAAUUACUUUUGAGGAUGUGGCUGUCCAUUUCUCCCUGGAGGAGUGGGCUCUUCUGAAUCCUGGUCAGAAAGUCUUGCACAUGCAGAUCAUGGAGGAGAUUCAUGGGAUUGUGGACUCUCUUGAAAGAAAAUGUGAUUUUUGGCUGAGAAUUUUGAAGCAGAACCUGUUCAGGGAUUUCUUUCCCUUGAAUGAAGAGGGAGGAAAGGCAUCUUGGAUACGGUUUGGUUCUCCAUCAAACAGUAGUUUCAAUAUGGAGAGACCCAACUCACCUGGACUUGAAGCAGGCAGGGCCCCUGGGACCAGUGGGGAAUUAAGGGGAAUGACUACGCAGAAGUUCCUGAAAGCACACAUGCAGCACCAGCGCUUCAGGCAGUCUUAUUACCAAAAGGGCGAGGGACCCAGAGAGGUUUGCAGCCGCCUCCACGAUCUCUGCCGCCAGUGGCUGAAGCCAGAGCAACACACCAAGGCGGAGAUGCUGGACCUGGUGAUCCUGGAGCAGUUCCUGAGCCUCCUGCCCCCAGAGAUGAGGAGCUGGGUCCGAGAGUGUGGGGCAGAGACCUCUUCCCAGGCGGUGGCCCUGGCGGAAGGCUUCCUCCUGAGUCGGGCAGAGGACAAGAGGCAGGAAGAACAGGCCCAAAAUAGCUACAUUGAAGUCCACCCUGAUGUCUCUGAAUCAGAGAAACCUCCAUCAGACACAAUCCAGAGUCUCCAGCAGAAGGAGCUCAAGCAGGAAGGAGAUGGGACUACAGCCUUGGAGGGGGCUGAAAUGAUGUUGUUGCUGAAUUCUCAGUCCUUUCUUCCCCUUUGUGAUGGAGUGGAACUUAAUCAGGGCCCCAUUGCCUUUGAGGACGUGGCUGUCCAUUUCUCCCUGGAGGAAUGGGCUCUUCUGAAUCCUGAUCAGAAAUUCUUGCACGUGCAGAUGAUGGAGGAGAUUCAUGGGAUUGUGGACUCUCUUGAUAACGGGGAGAAGAGCAAUGUAUGCACCAGUCGCAGGAAGCAUUUUGGGCACAAUGGGGGCCUUGAUAUACACCAGCAAGCCGACACUGAAGAUGAAGAUUCUGUUAGAGACAGGGCCUAUAAAUGCAAUGUAUGUGGGCAAUGUUUUACCCAAAAUGUGGUACUUGUGCUACACAAGACACUUCAUGCUGGGAAAAACCAUCUUAAAUGGAAAUUAUCAGAAAAAUGUGUGGUUGAUGAAAAAUUGCCAGAUCUGUGCCAACAACAAAUCUUUGAAGGAACCGAGGAUUUCAUAAGCCAGGAGUGUGUGAAAUCUUUUAUCCAGAGUUCACACUUGGUGAAACACGAGGCAUUUCACACAGGACAGGAACCACACAGAUGCCAGGAUUGUGGGAAAUGUUUUGCUUACAGUUCACAAUUGGUGAGCCACAAAAGACUCCACACAGGAGAGAAGCCAUACCAAUGUCAGGAAUGUGGGAAAUGUUUUGCUGACAGUUCAGCCUUGGUGAGGCACAAAAGACUCCACACGGGAGAGAAACCAUACCAAUGCCAGGUUUGUGGAAAAUGUUUUGCUGACAGUUCAGCCUUGGUGAGGCACAAAAGAGUCCACACAGGAGAGAAGCCAUACCAAUGCCAGGUUUGUGGAAAAUGUUUUGCUUACAGUUCAGCCUUGGUUAGCCACAAAAGACUCCACACAGGAGAGAAGCCAUACCAAUGCCAGGAGUGUGAUAAAUGUUUUACCUACAGUUCAGCCUUGGUGAGGCACAAAAGACUCCACACAGGAGAGAAACCGUACCACUGCCAGGAGUGUGGGAAAUGUUUUGCUCACAGUUCAGACUUGGUGAGCCACAAAAGACUCCACACAGGAGAGAAACCAUAUCAAUGCCAAGAAUGUGGGAUAUGUUUUGCUUAUAAUUCAGCCUUGGUGAGGCACAAACGAUUCCACACAGGAGUGAAGCCAUACCAAUGCCAGGAGUGUGGGAAAUAUUUUGCUGACAGUUCGGCCUUGGUGUGCCACAAAAUACUCCACACAGGAGAGAAACCACACCAAUGCCAGGAGUGUGGAAAAUACUUUGCUGACAGUUCAGACUUGGCGAGGCACAAAAUACUCCACACAGGAGAGAAGCCAUACCAAUGCCAGGAGUGUGGGAAGUGCUUUGCUUACAGUUCAGCCUUGGUAAGGCACAAAAGAAUCCAUGCAGGAGAGAAGCAAUACCAGUGCCAGGAGUGUGGAAAACGCUUUUCUUACAGCUCAGCCUUGGUGAGGCACAAACGACUCCACACAGGAGAGAAGCCAUACCAAUGCCAGGAGUGUGGGAAAUGUUUUGCUGACAGUUCAGCCUUGGUGAGGCAUAAAAGACUCCACACAGGAGAGAAGUCAUUCCAAUGCCAGGAGUGUGGGAAAUGUUUUGCUCGCAAUUCACACUUGGUGAGCCACAAAAGACUCCACACAGGAGAGAAGCCCUACCAGUGUCAGGAGUGUGGGAAAUAUUUUGCUUACAGUUCAGAACUGGUGAGCCACAAAAGACUCCACACAGGGAAGACGCCAUACCAAUGCCAGGAGUGUGGGAAAUAUUUUGCUCGUAAUUCGCACUUGGUGAGCCACAAAAGACUCCACACAGGAGAGAUGCCAUACCAAUGCCAGAAGUGUGGAAAAUGUUUUCCUCAGACUUCAUCCCUUAACAAUCACCAGAGAAUACACAGAGGCCAAAAAACAGCCUUUGUGGGUAAACAUCUGAUUUCAAACAAGACUUUGGCUGAGGAAUUUAGAGUAGAGCCUGUUCAGUUGAGAGAAGAGGGAGGAAGAGCAUCUUGGAUCCAAUUUGCUUCUUCAUCAAACAGUGGUUCUACAAUGAAGAGAUCCAGCUCACCUAGACUUGAAGCAGGCAGGGCUGCUGGGAGCAGUGGGGAAUACUGGGAGAGAACUACGCAGAUGUUCCUAAAUACGCAUAUACAGCGCCAGCGCUUCAGGCAGUCCUCCUACCAAGAGGGCGAGGGACCCAGAGAGGUUUGCAGCCGCCUCCACGAUCUGUGCCGCCAGUGGCUGAAGCCAGAGCAACACACCAAGGCUGAGAUGCUGGACCUGGUGAUCCUGGAGCAGUUCCUGAGCCUCCUGCCCCCAGAGAUGGGGAGCUGGGUCCGAGAGUGUGGGGCAGAGACCUCUUCCCAGGCGGUGGCCCUGGCGGAAGGCUUCCUCCUGAGUCGGGCAGAGGACAAGAGGCAGGAAGAACAGGCCCAAAAUAACUGCAUUGAAGUCUACCCUGAUGUCUCUGAAUCAGAGAAACCUCCAUCAGACACAAUCCAGAGUCUCCAGCAGAAUAAGCUCAAGCAAGAAGAAGAUGGGACUACAACAUUGGAGGGGGCUGGAAUGAUGUUGUCGACAAAUCCACAGUCGUUUCUUCCCCUUUGUGAUGGAGUGGAACUGAAUCAGGGCCCAAUUGCCUUUGAGGACGUGGCUGUCCAUUUCUCCCCGGAGGAGUGGGUUCUCCUGAAUCCUGAUCAGAAAAUCUUGCACAUGCAGAUCAUGGAGGAGAUUCAUGGGAUUGUGGACUCCCUUGUAGAUAAUGGGGAGAAGAGCAAUGUAUGCACCAAAUGCAGAAAGCAAGCCCAUAGUGAAGAUGAAGAUUCUGCCAGAGGAAGACCUUACAAAUGCAUUGUAUGUGGGCAAUGUUUUACCCAAAAUAUGGUACCUGUGCUUCACAAGAUACUCCGUGCUGGGAAAAGCCAUCUUAAAUGGAAAGUAUUAGCAAAUUGUGUGGUUGAUCACAAAUUGCCAGAUCUGUGCCAAGAAGGAACCGAGGAUUUCAUAAGCCAGGCGUGUGGGGAAUUUUUUAUCCAGAGUUCACAUUUGGUGAUACAUGAGAGAUUUCACACAGGACAGGAACCAUACAGAUGCCAGGAGUGUGGAAAGUGUUUUACUUGCAGUUCAAACUUGAUGAGGCACAAAAGACUCCACACAGGAGAGAAGCCAUACCAAUGCCAGGAGUGUGGGAAAUGUUUUGCUUCCAGUACAGAUUUGGUGAGGCACAAAAUACUCCACACAGGAGAGAAGCCAUAUCAAUGCCAGGAGUGUGGGAAAGGUUUUGCUGACAAUUCAGCCUUAGUGAGGCACAAACGACUCCACACAGGAGAGAAACCAUACCAAUGCCAGGAGUGUGGGAAAUGUUUUGCUGACAGUUCACAGGUGGUGAAGCACAGAAGACUCCACACAGGAGAGAAACCAUACCAAUGCCAGGAAUGUGGGAAGUGUUUUUCUUCCAGUUCAGACUUAGUGAAACACAAAAGACUCCACACAGGAGAGAAGCCAUACCAAUGCCAGGAGUGUGGGAAGUGUUUUGCUUCCAGUUCAAACUUAGUGAAACACAAAAGACUCCACACAGGAGAAAAGCCAUACCAAUGCCAGGAGUGUGGGAAAUGUUUUGCUGACAGUUCACAGGUGGUGAAGCACAAAAGAUUCCACACAGGAGAGAAGCCUUACAAAUGUCAGGAGUGUGGGAAAUGUUUUGCUGACAGUUCAGCCUUGGUGAAGCACAAAAGAUUCCACACAGGAGAGAAGCCUUACAAAUGUCAGGAGUGUGGGAAAUGUUUUGCUGACAGUUCACACUUGGUGAGCCACAAAAGACUCCACACAGGAGAGAAGCCAUACCAAUGCCAGGAAUGUGGGAAAUGUUUCACUUCCAGUUCACACUUGGUGAAGCACAAAAGACUCCACACAGGAGAGAAGCCAUACAAAUGUCAGGAGUGUGGGGAAUGUUUUGCUUCCAGUUCACAGUUGGUGAAACACAAACUCCACACUGGAGAAAAGCCAUACCAGUGCCAAGUGUGUGGGAAAUGUUUUGUUUGGGGUUCAUUCUUUUUGAACCAUCAGAGACUACAUACAGGAGAGAAAUCAUCCAUAGAUUUGGGACAAAAGUAAUAAAGUGAAUUGCAACAGGGAAAUUCCAGUUGUUGUGGUCAUUCUGGUCCUAUACAUUCACCAUUUCCCAAAGAACACGUGUGAUUCCCUUGGCUGCAGGUAGCACGUGGUUUGACUUUAGAUUGAGCUCUUAGUCAAAUCCCUUCUGAGGACUUCAUCUCAUUGAAGCAGGGAAGUGUUUGGUUCAGUAUUUUAAAUAAAAAUAGAUGAUUUUCUCCUACCUUCAUCACACUGUUAAAUCUAUCUGUCUUACUCAGUUGUACUCAGUAGAAUUGCUAUCACACUGUAGAGAUUAGGCACCGCCCCCCAUGCCUCGCAAUAUCACAUAGGCAAUAUCAGAGAAUUUUCUUAGCAUCCUUAGUCUGUGCAAAACAGAUUAAGCAUGUAUGUAGUCUCUGAUGGUUCAAAAAGAAUGAACCUCAAAAAGGCUGCGAAGAAGGAAGUGAGGAGGCAGGAAGAAAGAGAGGAAAGGGGAAUUAGGAAUUAGUUAUUAGGUAAUGAAUAAUGAAAAUUACAGACUGGAAUUUAAAUAUGACAAACAUAGAAACAAUCAAAGAUCUAUUAGCAGGAAGGAAGAGAGCCUGGUAUGUUUACAAUUGAACAAAUGCUCAAUAGACAUAAGAAGGAAGUAUAAUGGGGGUAAAAAUUAUAUGAAAUUUGAGGGAAAGAUAAUCCAAAGAGAGAGGAAAGAAAGAAAUAAAAUAAUAAAAGGUACAAUAAGUGAUAGUUAUACAUUAUUACUAGAAGAAGAACAGAAACAAGAUCAUCUUAAAGAACUGUGGAAAUAAGAUGUAGGAAAAACUUUAAAUAUUCAAGAAUGGAAAAGAGAAUGGAAUAUGCGUAUCUUAAAAAUAUGUCUAUAAGAAUUAAGGAGAACUACAUAUUAUAAUAUAAUUUGGAGGUGGUAUUUAACCCCAGUUAGAUUAAAUCAAAUAGACAAAUAUGUUAAUCAAUGCUGGAGAGGCUGCCAGGAAGUAGGCUCAUAUGCAAAUUUAUUUAAAAAUUCUGGGAAACCUUUUUUUAAAGAAAUAAGGGCAAUAAUAAAAAAUAGAGGAAAAAAUGCACAAUAAUAGCAUUGUUAUCAAUAUACGACAAGACGAUAUUUAUACAAGCAGAAAAAGAAUUGACCUCUAGUUUAUUAACGGUGGCAAGAUUAAUACAGUAGUUGCAAAGAAUUGGAAAGAUAAAAGGUCAACUCAUUAGAGGUAUAGAGAAAUUUGGAACAUAGCGAUCAAUGACAAACUGACUUGUGAUAUUAAAGUAAAAAGGGUAUUUGGAAACAAACAGAUUUUUGGGACAUAUGGCUGUGUGGUCCUUUGAUGGGAAUGCAGAUUUCCAAUUAAACUGCAGCUCUUUUAACAUUCCAUGCAUUUGUGUGGCUAUACCCCUUUUGUGGGUUCUUUGAUGGGAACAUAGAUAUCCAAUCUUACUGAAGCUCUUUUAAUGUUCCAUGCAUUUUGCUGGGGAUUUUGCCGGGAAGUGUUCAGAUGUGCACAGAAUAAAAGAGUUCAGUCCAGCUCAA